AUGACGUGGACGAUGCGUGUACGCAUGGCCGACGACGCCAAUGCCCCUCCACCCCUGCUUCCCUCGCAUGCCUCUUCAGCUCUUCUCUUCGCUGUCGUCUUCACCGCACCACACUUCCACGUCGUCAGACGGUGCCAAAGAGGAUUACGUUGGAGCCGAAGUGGCCCCCCUCGCUGCCUUGCGUGCCCCGCCUUGUCGUCUGGACAGCAUCGGCGUGCCUGCUUCUGGAUACUCACACGUGCGAGCACACAUAGCGGGUCACGCGCCAAUUUGAGAGCGGCGAUCCUCUUCGUGCUCCUGCUGCAUCUCUCCUUUCAGAUCCACUGCCCACACACCAUCGUGUUGUGCGCCGACGUCAGCGCACCCCCUCUCCAUCUUCCUGCUCCCUCCGCCACAAUGAGCACGACGACAACGACGCAGUACACACGAUCUGCGAUACUAGCGUGGGCGAACGACGUGCUAGAGACGUCGUACACCACUUUUCAGAACAUACCGAGCUAUGAGGUGGGCCUCUUGCUCUACGGCGUCUUCCACGGCUGCCCCUCCAGAGGCGAAGCGACGGCGAACCGCCUCGCCGACCAUGCCGCCGCCGCUGCCGCGGUGACGACGAGCAGUGUUAGUGUGCCGUUGCUUUCCGCGGCGGAGCUACAGAGGCACCACCAGCAGCACCAAGAGACGUGCAUGCGCUACCUUCAACUUCUGCAGUUUCCAUCGACGCCUCCCUCCACGGCACCAGCCAAUGCUGCUGCUGUGUUGUCGGGGACGGCGGAAGCCUCAGCUCCAAGCCCCGGUAGCACAUUCUCUUCAGCUGUGCCGCCUCUCCCCGAUGGACACAGCGGUACCACGUCUGCCGUGGCGCAGCAGCGCAACGCCGAGCACGUUCUCGCGAUGAUCCGUGCGCUCAGCGCCGAGGAGGCGGAGCUGUUGCGCGACGAGAUCAGCGAAACACCAACGAGCGGUGGUGGCAGCACCGCUAAUGUAGUACUGCUGCUGGGGCCGUCGAUGACCCCAGCAGCAUGGCUGAGCGGUGGCGCCUUUGUGGAGGAGCUGAAGCUCUGGCGGUGGGUACGGCUGAUGGCGGUGCGGCACCGCAGCUCGGUCCGCGCCAUUCGAUGCGCCAUCCAUGCCUACCUUCAGCACGAGGUAGGCGUCGCCUCGGUGACGCCAGCGCCCGCGAAGGGUUCACAGACGAGCUCGCCGAGUUGUGCCCAGUCGCGAGGCGCGUCGCCGCCGCCACGCUCACCAGUCGUCAUGAUGGAAAUGAGCGACGUGGCUGAGGUGGAGCCAGGCGACGCGCGCGGCGGUCUUCUCCCCGGCAAGAGCACGCGAGCGUUCGCACAAGAUGAGUCGGGCGACACCGUGUUGCAGGAGAUGAAGCGCAUGCGGCCGGAGAUGCUGCCGUCGACCUCACCGGUGCCUGCCCAUGCAGCGGCAGCGGCAACCACAACAAGGCCGGGGACGUCGAGUGUUACGCCGCUCGUCGGCUCUGUGUCGCCCUUGCACGCGCUUCUAUCUCCCAUCAAGGAAGUAGCAGCAGCAGGCGGGGCACCCACAGCCGACUGCAGUGCGACAAACCUCACCUGGACGACGUCAAGCAGCAGUGUGCACGCCGCCUCUGUGGCAACCAUCACUCCGUACGUUGCACAGGCAACAGAGUUACAGUCGGCGCUUCGCUCUGCCCAGGCAGCACUGCAGAAUGAGCUGGCGCUGCACCGAGCACAGCAGCAGCGCCGCCCUCUCACGCUGCCGACGUCGACGUCGGGAAGUACAUCGGAGCGCUCCUCUGGCGGCGACGUGCCCGAUGGUGCCGGUGCCAUGCACAAGGUGACUCCGCUGCUGGCGCCAGCGACGAAUCCGUGCGAUGCGCUGGAGGCGUCGUGCCGUCAGCGCAUGGUGAACACCGUGUGUGCCAAGACCCCCGUUGACCAAGGCGAUUCAUCGCUGCUGUCGCCUGUCCCCGAUACGCUCACGUGCGAUGUGUGUCCGUCCAUCAUGGCGCACGCGAUCCAGUGCAGUCUCGCUGCCAUUGACCACUUGGAAGACGUCCGCGCUCGUGCGAUCGCGGCGUGCCUCGAAAGAGAUGCCGUGGCGUUGCUCGCCGCGCUGCAGAACAUUGUGUGA
Messenger RNA from Leishmania mexicana MHOM/GT/2001/U1103, 2121 nucleotides. RefSeq lists its product as hypothetical. The record is from RefSeq and is a predicted model, not a curated record. NCBI's taxonomy places the organism in Eukaryota, Euglenozoa, Kinetoplastea, Trypanosomatida, Trypanosomatidae. The transcript has a single exon. Bases 1 to 2121 code for a protein of 706 amino acids.